Penicillium cataractarum is the source of this 1164-nucleotide messenger RNA. RefSeq names its product tryptophan--tRNA ligase MSW1. Lineage: Eukaryota; Fungi; Ascomycota; Eurotiomycetes; Eurotiales; Aspergillaceae. The record is from RefSeq and is a predicted model, not a curated record. Gene Ontology annotation, molecular function: tryptophan-tRNA ligase activity; ATP binding. Gene Ontology annotation, biological process: mitochondrial tryptophanyl-tRNA aminoacylation. The coding region runs from base 1 to 1164 and encodes 387 amino acids. Gene Ontology annotation, cellular component: mitochondrion; mitochondrial matrix. The transcript is spliced from 5 exons.
AUGCGUGCCACAAUUUCCCACCAGGGAAGCGCAUCCCUGAGAUUGGUGGGCGGGCACUUCAACCGCGUUCGCCCGGGCACCUCAGUUCGGCCAUCCUUGUAUCGGUCAAAUAGCACGAGCACCAACACACCACCAGCUCAAGAACCCGUCAUCUUCUCCGGCAUUCAGCCCACUGGAGUGCCGCACUUGGGUAACUACCUGGGAGCUUUACGGGAAUGGGUGAAGCUACAGGAUGAAGCGAAGCCGGGAACGAAGCUGUUAUUUUCCAUCGUGGAUCUGCAUGCAUUGACGGUUCCGCAGGAUGCGGCGCAGUUGAGGAAAUGGAGGAGAGAGGCUUUUGCUACGCUGCUUGCUGUGGGGUUGGACCCGAGUCGGUCUACGGUUUUUUAUCAAUCUGAGGUUCCGGCUCAUGCGGAAUUGAUGUGGAUUCUGAGUACCGUUGCUUCGAUGGGUUAUCUAUCGCGAAUGACUCAAUGGAAGAGCAAACUCCAGCUUCCAGAGGAUACGACGUUAGAGCAAGCAGAUGCUCGGGCACAGCUGCGACUCGGCCUUUUCUCUUACCCAGUGCUUCAAGCCGCGGAUAUCCUUGUUCAUAGGGCAACGCAUGUCCCCGUUGGCGAGGAUCAGAGACAGCACUUGGAGUUCUCGAGAUAUACAGCCAAUAGCUUCAAUCACCUCUACGGGCCGAUCUUCCCCAUCCCAGAGGCGCAUAUCUCCCCCGCCAAGCGAGUAAUGUCCCUCAAAGAACCAACAUCCAAAAUGUCCAAAUCCCACGCAGACGAAAAAUCCCGAAUCAUCCUCACCGACUCACCCAGCGUCAUCCAAAAGAAGAUCAAAGUCGCCCUAACCGAUUCCCAACCCAACAUCACCUACGACCCAGCCCAACGACCCGGGGUGUCGAACCUAAUCGAGAUUCUGAGCCAUUUCGAAGGACAGUCAUGCCAAGAAAUUGCCGCGAGUUUCGACGGCGCAAGCCUACGCGCUUUGAAAGAGCACGUCGCUAGCCGAAUCACGCAUCAUCUGACGGAUAUUCGGGAGCGGUAUGUCUCUAUUAUGGACGACAAGACUGGGUAUCUGGACUCGAUUGCGCAACAGGGCGCGGCGGCGGCGCAGGCCAAUGCUAGCGUGACUAUGCGGAAGGUUCGAGAUGCGAUGGGGUUGUAA